AUGGCACAAAAUAAUAACAAAGAAGAAAAAUUGGGAAAAGUUGGAUCAGCGAAUUCGGGAGGAUUGUUGAAAGAUUUAAUGGAUAUGACAUUAAGAAAAAAACAACAACAACAAGGAAAGAAUUUAGGAUCAAAAAAAGGUUCGAAAAGAGGAAAAAAGAGUCGAAUGGUGAGUUGAGGAAUACUGUAGGAUAGUUAUUUGAAAAAAAUAUAUUUUUUUAGGAUGGAAGUGAUAAAAAAGAUUUGACUAAAAGACAUAAUAAGCAGCCAUGUAAAAUUGGAGCAAUCGAAGAUGAGGAAAAAGAAAUUUUCGAAAAUGUUGCUGAUGUUAGUUUAUUUUCAAAUUUUUGGUGUUUUUAGAAUUAGAAUCGAGCCACCAAAAAUCUCAGAUUUUAUUUCAUUUUUAAUCAGAAUUUCAAUAUUACUACGACUUUCCUGGCAACUGGACUCAAUUUGAGUAUAUAUUUGGUCCAUUAAACCCGCCUCGAUUUUUGAUUCUAAUUCGAAAAAUCCCCAUUAUUUUUUCAGUCGAACCCAGUUUUCUCAAAAAAUCUAUUGCGACCUGGAAAAAUGAAAUGGAAAGGAGAUGAUGAAAAAGAACAGGAAACAAUGAGAAAGAAAAAAGAUGAAUCUGAUCAAACUGAAAUUAAAAAUAAGGUUUGUGGUUUUUUUUAAAUAUGAACUUUGUUUAACAAUUUGUGAUUUCUUAGAAAAAGAAUGAUUCGAAAACAGGCGAUCUUUUAGUGAAAAUUGAGAAAUUGGAAAAGGAAAAUGAAGAUUUAAAGAAGAAAUUGAAAGAUGUUCAAACUGUUCUGAAAAAUCGUAAGCCAGAAGAAGGAAAUCACGAAUUAAAAGAAGUGGUAUGUUCAAAAUGCAAAUCAAGUACAAAAACGAAUGAAUCUGAAAAAAGUGAAGAAGAAAAUGUGAAAACAGCGAAAAGAACAAUUAAUCAAAGUAUCAGUAAAAAGGUUCGUCAAAUGAGAUCAGUUAAACUAUAUUAGAUGCGCAAGCGAAAAUAUAAAUUAUUUAUCAGAAAAAUAGUUUUGACUGGUCACGAAGACGAAUUUUUCACUGAUACUGUAACUUUCCGAUUUGAUUUUGUUUUUUCAGCCGGAUGAACAUCACAAAUUAGCUGUCGGUGUUCUAACAAUUAUGAAGAAGAAUCAAGUUUUGGAUGCAGUUUUAGACUUUAAAUCGAACAAACUUCUUUUCUCAUUUUUUCGCGAAUCAAACAGUGGAGAUAAACCAAGUGAAGAAAUUGCAAAUCUUGUUGAAUUAGCAAUGUCUCGAGGUUUGAAAUAUCUGAUUAACUGUUGUGAUCAAAUUGAUGACGUCAUUGAUAAUGAUCUACGAAGUUUUAUUUGUUCCCCUGUAGCAAAGAAGAUAUUAUUAAAAGCCUUGUUUGAAAAUCCUGAAUUGGUUCCAGAUAUGUGGGGAGGUGGUCCGAUAUUGAUAAAAAAGAGAAAAGAUGAGACACAUCGAAAUGAAAAUUAA
Messenger RNA from Caenorhabditis angaria, 1493 nucleotides. The record is from the annotation of a GenBank genome assembly. NCBI's taxonomy places the organism in Eukaryota, Metazoa, Nematoda, Chromadorea, Rhabditida, Rhabditidae.